Drosophila busckii is the source of this 2273-nucleotide messenger RNA. RefSeq names its product heterogeneous nuclear ribonucleoprotein Q (gene Syp). Gene Ontology annotation, molecular function: mRNA binding. NCBI's taxonomy places the organism in Eukaryota, Metazoa, Arthropoda, Insecta, Diptera, Drosophilidae. Gene Ontology annotation, cellular component: ribonucleoprotein complex; nucleus. The record is from RefSeq and is a predicted model, not a curated record.
AUAUACUAAACUUGUUUCUAUAUUGAUAUGUUUGCCAAUCUAACGCAACGCGGCGCUACUGUGGGCGUUGCUGCAGCUGCCGCUGCGCGCAAAGCGGCAAUAGCCGCAGCCGCUGCUGUUUCAGCUACAGCCAAAAGCUGCGAAAAUAAGCCCCAAGCAGCAGCAGCAAACAAAAUGGCGGAAGGCAAUGGCGAACUAUUAGAUGACAUUAACCAGAAAGCCGAUGACCGCGGUGAUGGCGAACGUACAGAGGAUUAUCCCAAGCUGCUGGAGUACGGCCUGGACAAAAAGGUCGCUGGCAAGUUGGAUGAGAUCUACAAAACGGGCAAACUCGCUCACGCCGAGCUGGACGAGCGCGCACUGGAUGCGCUCAAGGAGUUUCCCGUCGAUGGUGCCUUGAAUGUGCUUAGUCAGUUCCUUGAAUCAAAUCUGGAGCAUGUGUCAAAUAAGUCUGCAUAUUUAUGUGGCGUGAUGAAGACCUAUCGUCAAAAGAGUCGCGCCAGUCAGCAAGGAGUGCCCGCGACUGCCAACACCAUACAGGUGAAGGGCCCCGAUGAGGAUAAGAUCAAAAAGAUAUUGGAGCGCACCGGCUACACACUGGACGUGACCACAGGACAACGCAAAUAUGGUGGUCCACCUCCAAAUUGGGAGGGCAAUGUGCCUGGCAAUGGCUGCGAAGUGUUUUGCGGCAAAAUACCCAAGGACAUGUUCGAGGAUGAGCUCAUACCACUGUUCGAGAACUGUGGCACCAUUUGGGAUUUACGGCUGAUGAUGGACCCAAUGACUGGCACAAAUCGGGGCUACGCAUUUGUCACAUUCACAAAUCGCGAGGCAGCUGUAAAUGCUGUGCGACAGCUCGAUAAUCACGAAAUAAAACCCGGCAAGUGUCUGAAAAUAAAUAUAAGCGUACCGAAUCUGCGCCUUUUUGUGGGCAAUAUACCCAAGUCAAAGGGCAAAGAUGAGAUAUUAGAGGAAUUUGGUAAACUUACAGCUGGCCUCUACGAGGUAAUCAUAUAUAGCUCGCCAGAUGAUAAAAAAAAGAAUCGCGGCUUUUGCUUUCUCGAAUACGAUUCACAUAAGGCAGCAUCUUUGGCCAAACGGAGACUUGGCACUGGUAGAAUUAAGGUUUGGGGAUGUGAUAUAAUAGUCGACUGGGCUGAUCCACAGGAGGAGCCAGAUGAACAAACAAUGUCCAAGGUUAAAGUUCUGUACGUGCGAAAUCUAACGCAAGACGUUACAGAAGAUAAACUAAAGGAACAAUUCGAGCAAUAUGGUAAAGUGGAACGUGUCAAGAAGAUUAAAGACUAUGCCUUUAUACACUUUGAGGAUCGUGAUAGCGCCGUGGAAGCUAUGCGUGGCCUUAAUGGCAAGGAGGUGGGCGCUUCGAAUAUUGAGGUCUCACUAGCCAAGCCGCCAUCAGAUAAGAAGAAAAAGGAGGAAAUUCUGCGAGCACGCGAACGUCGCAUGAUGCAAAUGAUGCAAGCGCGUCCUGGCAUCGUUGGAAAUCUGUCGCCGACACAUCCCAGUAUGAUGUCCAUAACGCCCAUGCGUCUGCCCGGCGGAGCGCGCAUGCCAAUGCGCACCACAAUGCCACGCGAAUACGAGUAUGAUUAUGAUUAUUUUGGCUACUCGGAUUUUCGUCCCGGCGGCUUUGGCGCUGAAUCAUUUUAUGACGAUGUGUAUCGUGCCUACGAUGGCGAUUAUAGUUACUAUGAUUAUCCCAAUGCUGCAGCUGGUGGCCCGCCUGGCAGUCCAGCCGCUGCUGCUGCUGCUGCCGCUGCAGCUGUGGCCAUGUCCGCUGGCAAUGGCAGCGCUGCAGCUGCGCAGCGCUCAUCAAGAAAUCCACAGAACGGCUCAAUCAGUUCCCCAGUUGUUAUGGGGGCUGGUCGUGGGCAUGGAAUCACAGUGCCGCGUGGCCGAGCCGUUGGCCAACGUGGCAGCAUCAGUCGUCUGGGGGCCCAACCAGCGCCACAGGUGGCGGGACAGGCGGCGGCGGCGGCGGCGGGACAGGCAUCGGCGGUAGUUCAGCGGGGGGCGGCCGCUUCGUGCUCGGCAGCAACCGGGGGUCGUGGGGUGGCAGCAAUGCGUCCCAGCGCACCUGGCACCCAGCACGUCAAGCCGCUACAAAAUUUACCAGCUGGAUCUGCACUCAAGACUUACAUGGAGGGCAACUAAGCGUAGCGCCUCAAGCACCAGCUCCAUACGCAGCGACAAGAGUCGCUCGUCGAGCAAGAAACUGAAACUGAAGCGUCAGAGCUCAAGUCACAAAAUUA